This is a messenger RNA of Phyllostomus hastatus (greater spear-nosed bat), 3034 nucleotides long. It is a transcript of the gene TRAF2, whose product is annotated as TNF receptor associated factor 2. The record is from RefSeq and is a predicted model, not a curated record. Gene Ontology annotation, cellular component: cytosol; cytoplasmic side of plasma membrane; plasma membrane signaling receptor complex. Lineage: Eukaryota; Metazoa; Chordata; Mammalia; Chiroptera; Phyllostomidae. Gene Ontology annotation, molecular function: ubiquitin-protein transferase activity; ubiquitin protein ligase binding; tumor necrosis factor receptor binding. The transcript is spliced from 11 exons. Gene Ontology annotation, biological process: regulation of apoptotic process; protein autoubiquitination; positive regulation of canonical NF-kappaB signal transduction. The coding region runs from base 92 to 1630 and encodes 512 amino acids.
UGGCGGCGGUGGCGGCGGCACCGGCAGGGCGGGAGCGCAGGUCUGGCCGCGCGGCGACCGUUGGGCUCGGUGUUCCCGGGGCUCGGCUCCCAUGGCUGCGGCCAGCGUGACCCCUCCCGGCACCCUGGACGCGCUGCAGUUCGGCUUCUCGAGGACCGUGCUGGGCACCAAGCUGGAGGACAAGUACCUGUGCUCCGCCUGCAAGAACGUCCUGCGCAGGCCCUUCCAGGCGCAGUGCGGCCACCGCUACUGCUCCUUCUGCCUGAGCAGCAUCCUCAGCUCCGGGCCCCAGAACUGCGCCGCCUGCGUGCAGGAGGGCAUAUACGAAGAGGGCGUCUCGAUUCUGGAGAGCAGCUCGGCUUUCCCGGACAAUGCUGCCCGCAGGGAGGUGGAGAGCCUGCCGGCCGUCUGCCCCAGCGAGGGCUGCACCUGGAAGGGGACCCUCAAAGAGUACGAGAGCUGCCACGAAGGACACUGCCCCUUCCUGCUGACCGAGUGCCCGGCGUGCAGGAGCCUGGUGCGCCUCGGCGAGAAGGAGCGGCACGCGGAGCAGGAGUGCCCGCAGCGGAGCCUCAGCUGCCGGCACUGCAGGGCCCCCUGCUGCGGCGCCGACGUGGAGGCGCACCACGAGGUCUGCCCCAAGUUCCCCCUGACGUGUGACGUCUGCGGCAAGAAGAAGAUCCCACGCGAGAAGUUUCAGGACCACGUCCGGGCGUGCGGCGAGUGCCGGGCGCCCUGCCGGUUCCGGGACAUCGGCUGCCCCGCAGUGGUGGAGGGCGAGAAGCAGCGGGAGCACGAGGGCCAGUGGCUCCGCGAGCACCUGGCCAUGCUGCUGCGCGUCGUGGAGGCCGGGCCCCCGUCCCAGAGCCAGGGGGGCGGCCGGGAGGCCGGCGUGCCGGGCCCGGGGCUCCCUGCGGCCGCGGAGCUGCUGCGCAGGUGCGAGGCCCUGGAGCGGAAGACGGCCACCUUCGAGAACAUCGUCUGCGUCUUGAACCGGGAGGUGGAGCGGGUGGCCAUGACGGCCGAGGCCUGCGGCCGGCAGCACCGGCUGGACCAGGACCGGAUCGAAGCCCUGAGCAACAAGGUGCAGCAGCUGGAGCGCAGCAUCGGCCUGAAGGACCUGGCGGUGGCGGACCUGGAGCAGAAGGUCCGCGAGAUGGAGGCGUCCACCUUCGACGGCGUGUUCGUCUGGAAGAUCUCCGACUUCGCCCGGAAGCGCCAGGAGGCCGUGGCCGGCCGAGUGCCCGCCAUCUUCUCCCCAGCCUUCUACACCAGCAGGUACGGCUACAAGAUGUGUCUGCGCUUGUACCUGAACGGGGACGGCACGGGGCGGGGCACCCACCUGUCGCUCUUCUUCGUGGUGAUGAGGGGCCCCAACGACGCCCUCCUGCGCUGGCCCUUCAACCAGAAGGUGACCCUGAUGCUGCUCGACCAGGACAACCGGGAGCACGUGAUCGACGCCUUCAAGCCCGACGUGACCUCCUCCUCCUUCCAGAGGCCCGUCGGCGACAUGAACAUCGCCAGCGGCUGCCCCCUCUUCUGCCCCGUCUCCAAGAUGGAGGCCAAGAACUCCUACGUGCGCGAUGACGCCGUCUUCAUCAAGGCCAUCGUGGACCUGACGGGGCUCUAGCCGCCUCUGCCGGGGCCAGGCAGCCUGGCCAGUGGCCCGGUGAGGAGCUGCCACGGUGGGCAGGAGCCGCCUCCGGGCAGGGUGCCCGGCCCAGGUUGGGCUGGGCCGCGGGCGGGAGAGCCCCCCGCCGGCCGUCCUGAGGGCCCUGGGAGCGCUCUGCGGCAGGGACGGCUGGGCGGGGCGAGCGGAGGGCCGGUGGGCCCCAGACGGAGGACCCCUGUGCCUGGUCCCGCCCUUGAACCCUGGGGAACAGGGACGGUCUCGGGCCUGGCGUGGCUCCGAGGGGGCCGCACUGCAGCCCGGCCCAGCCGGCGAGCAGCGAGGUGGCCCGAGUCCUCGGAGCGCCCGUGGCGCGUGGGUGCACGGUCGGGCCUGAGAGACGGGCGGGGUCUCAGCGGGGCCUCAUUAAACCGUGGACCCGCUGUGGCGGUGGUGUCCGUCGCCUCCAGCCUGGGUCGUGGGGGCACACAGCGGCUCCCCGCUGACCUCCACGGCCCCUGCCUGCGCCUCCAGCUCUCGGGCAGCCCUGCGUGUCCCCGACGCCCCCGCCCUCGGCUUCCCAGAGGGCUGCGUGGGAGCAGCACACGGCCUCCUGGUCUGGGCCUGCCCCACCCUCCGUGCGGGGACCCCAGCUCUGGGGGAGCGGCCCCCGGCGUGGCCGGCGUUCAGGCAUCUCACCGCGGCAUUGCCCCCCGGCCCUGCUUCCCCGCACGGAGGAGUUGGACGGAGCACGGGAUUCCCUGUCCCUGCCGGCUGGUUCGGCACCGGCCUCGGGCGGAGCUUGGUGGGCCUGGGUGGGGGCCUCCGCCGGCGGGGCGAAGACAGGCGGCCGUCCGUCUGGGUUCCCAGGACUGCGGCCCGAGGCCGGCUGGGGCUGCCCAGGCGCGUGGGCGAGAGCCCCGCCGGCACCGCCCGCACACCCGCCCGCCUGUCCCGAGAAAUGGACGGAACGCACAGAGAAGGACGAGAUGAGCACGCUUGCCCACGUCCUGGCGGCCACAUGGGGCAGAGCGGCCACGCCUGCGGCUCGCCGGUCGGCUGGGUCGGCGUUCCCCUCCCGUGCCCUGUCCACCGAGGAGCCGGGUGCAUCUGGGAGCUGCGGCGGGACUUGGACAGAGCUGCCAGCGGGCGCCCUCGCCUCCCAGACCCUGUGUGUCCGUCUGCCAGCCGGAGAGCGUCCCUGGGUUCCCGGGUGCUGGCCCGUGGUGGCGCCGCGGGACCGCGUGGCGGCGGCGGUGCACAGAGGGUGCACGUGUGGACACGAGUGUGGGACGGUCCCUCCCUGAGGGCAGUGCCGCGGACCGGUCCCUCGAAAGCCCUCGCCGUCCCUGGGGCUGAACACCCUGGUGUGUCCUGCCGGCGGGGAGCGCGGCUGUCAACACUGGGUUCGGCACUGGGCUUGCA